Messenger RNA from Dentiscutata heterogama, 810 nucleotides. NCBI's taxonomy places the organism in Eukaryota, Fungi, Glomeromycota, Glomeromycetes, Diversisporales, Gigasporaceae. The record is from the annotation of a GenBank genome assembly.
AUGGAAACAUUCAUCUUAUUAAAUGAUGACUCAUUGAUUCGAGUUUUAGCUGAUAAAUGUAUUAAAGGGUGUGUAAAGGAUAAUACGCACGCAAUUUUUAAAAUUUCCUUGCUAAGCAUUAUCUUUGAUUUUGAUUCUUUUUCUAAGUUGUUAGAAAAUCAUCCCGCGUUUAUAGCUAGUUUUUUAACUAAAAUAGCAUUUGUUCUUCCUUCCCCUUCCGUGAAUCGAAAAUCAACUUCACAUUUAUCUAGCCAUGGAGUAUACAGUCAUUUAUCUAAAACAUCUUUUAUUGAUAUAUUGGCUUCUAAUAUUUCCAAGAAUUGGAUUAAUUUUAAAGAAAAACACAAAAUAACAUUUUCUUUCAUUAAAAACCGAUUUAUAUACCCAUUAAUAAACAUUUAUUAUCCAAAUUAUACCUCAACUAAACUUUUAAUACCUCUACCAAACUUUGGUUCUUAUCCAAAAGAUUACGAUUUUUGGAAUGAAUUAUGGCGACCUGAACCUAAUUGUUUUACAUAUUUAUCCAACGUUGAAAUGAUUAAUAAUGAAUUUUAUAGAUAUAUUAAUGGAGAGGCCUUCUAUGAAUCUCAUAUAAUUGAACUUCGGAAUAUUGUAAUAGACAUUCAAGACAACAAAUUGAUUUUUUAUAAAAAGCCGUAUUUUUCCAAUAACCUUAUAGAUGCACUCCAACUUCCUGAAAUACAGCCUGACCUUAGACAAAUAGAGAAAAAAAUUGACGAUCUGAGACAAAUUGAGAAAAAAGUUGAUUAUCUGACAAAGCAAGUUGAUGACUUAAAAAAAAGUUCAUGA